This is a messenger RNA of Indicator indicator, 672 nucleotides long. RefSeq names its product telomere repeat binding bouquet formation protein 2 (gene TERB2). The record is from RefSeq and is a predicted model, not a curated record. NCBI's taxonomy places the organism in Eukaryota, Metazoa, Chordata, Aves, Piciformes, Indicatoridae. Gene Ontology annotation, cellular component: nuclear inner membrane. The coding region runs from base 1 to 672 and encodes 223 amino acids. Gene Ontology annotation, biological process: meiotic attachment of telomere to nuclear envelope; homologous chromosome pairing at meiosis. The transcript has 7 exons.
AUGUUCCGAGGCCACCGAGCUUGGUUCUCGCAGAGCGUCAGCCCUGGCCCGCGGGAGCUGUGGGCGGCCGGUGGCGGGGUGCUGGCCCCCUGGCGCGAUGCCGACUACCUCUUCAGCAGUGAUGCUUCACACCCGGACACCCGCAGAAUACACGAGAGCCUGGAUUACCUGGAGGGCAGAGCCACCGUCUUCCACUCCCAAUACCUCUCAGCAGGGGAGAGCACCAGCAUGGGAGCCAAGCUGUCAGUGGUGCUGGGCCACUUUGUCCUGCCACCUGCCUGCAUGCAAGAAGAAAUCAGGAGGAAGAUUGGUCGCUUCAUUUGGGAGCAGGCAGAGGAGUCCCAGCCCAGUGACACCCUGGGGGCGGAACCGGAGGCGGUGAGGAAAGGCUCUGAGGAAGAGGCCGAGGAGGGUGUGCGAGACCUGGCUGAGAGCAGUGAGGAGGAAAAUGGCUCCAGGACACCUUCCCAGGAGGAAUUCCUGUACCAUGCCCUGCGGGAGUACCCCAUGAACAACAUGGUGACAGGCUAUGCCUCCGCUCGGGACCUGAAGCAAUACAGGGGAGAGCUCCGCGAUUUCACGCCCGGCUCCUCGGGCUACGCCGCCUACUUCGUCCGGAAGGAAAUCAGCCUCUGCUAUGACGGCAAGGGCAGGACCAGGAGAGGACGUUAA